AAUAAGUCAAGCCCAGGGCUAGGUCGGCUGUGAUUGGCCAGAGCUGGGAAAAUGUGGUUAUGAUGCAAACGCAAGCAAAUAUAACCCAGUGUCUGUGUGCUGUGUGGCCAUUGCUGAAACAGGCUUCAGGACCCGAGGUCGCCUGCUUCGGGACCGCUCGUCAGUACUUCACCUGCUGCUUUGCUGGGAAAGGGAGAACAGAGGGUCAGUUCCAGGAAGACAGACACUAUGUCUCUGAGCAGUGCCUUCAGGACUGUGACCAAUGACCCCGGGAUUAUCACGUGGAGAAUUGAGAAAAUGGAGCUGGUGCUGGUGCCCCUGAGUGCUCAUGGCAACUUCUAUGAGGGAGACUGCUACAUCAUCCUCUCGACCCGGAGAGUGGGCAGCCUUCUCUCCCAAAACAUCCACUUUUGGAUCGGGAAGGACUCCUCCCAAGAUGAGCAGAGCUGUGCAGCCAUCUAUACCACACAGCUGGAUGACUACCUGGGAGGCAGCCCCGUGCAGCACCGUGAGGUCCAGUACCAUGAGUCUGACACCUUCCGUGGCUACUUCAAGCGGGGCAUCAUCUAUAAAAAGGGGGGUGUGGCCUCUGGGAUGAAGCAUGUGGAGACCAACACCUAUGAUGUGAAGAGGCUGUUACAUGUGAAGGGGAAAAGAAACAUCAGAGCCACUGAGGUAAGUCCCACACAUGACUGUCUGGGCCCAGUGUUCCUGCCCUGGCCCCUAAGACCACCUCAAACAGCUCUGGCCUCUCCCAUGCAGGUGGAAAUGAGCUGGGACAGUUUUAACCAAGGUGAUGUCUUCUUGCUGGACCUCGGGAUGGUCAUCAUCCAGUGGAAUGGCCCGGAGAGCAACAGUGGGGAACGCCUCAAGGCUAUGCUUCUAGCAAAGGACAUUCGGGACAGGGAGCGAGGGGGCCGAGCUGAAAUCGGGGUGAUUGAGGGAGACAAAGAGGCAGCCAGCCCAGAACUGAUGACGGUUCUCCAGAAUACCCUUGGCCGACGCUCCAUUAUCAAGCCCGCAGUUCCUGAUGAGGUCACCGAUCAGCAGCAGAAGUCAACCAUCAUGUUGUAUCAUGUCUCCGACACAACUGGGCAGCUGUCGGUCACAGAAGUGGCAACAAGGCCCCUGGUCCAGGAGCUACUGAACCAUGAUGACUGCUAUAUCCUGGACCAAAGUGGCACCAAGAUCUACGUAUGGAAAGGCAAAGGAGCCACCAAGGUGGAGAAACAGGCGGCCAUGUCCAAAGCCCUGGAUUUCAUCAAGAUGAAGGGUUAUCCCAGCAGCACCAACGUAGAGACCGUCAACGAUGGCGCAGAGUCGGCCAUGUUCAAACAGUUGUUCCAGAAAUGGUCGGUGAAGGACCAGACCACUGGCUUGGGGAAAACAUUCAGCAUUGGUAAAAUUGCUAAAAUCUUCCAGGACAAGUUCGACGUGACUCUGCUACACACUAAGCCAGAAGUGGCUGCUCAGGAAAGAAUGGUGGACGACGGCAACGGCAAGGUUGAGGUCUGGAGAAUUGAGAACCUGGAGCUGGUCCCUGUGGAAUACCAGUGGCAUGGCUUCUUCUACGGGGGAGACUGCUAUCUGGUUCUCUACACGUAUGAUGUGAACGGGAAACCCUGUUACAUCUUGUAUAUCUGGCAGGGACGCCACGCUUCCCAGGAUGAGCUGGCAGCCUCGGCCUACCAGGCGGUGGAGGUGGAUCAGCAGUUUGGUGGAGCCCCGGUGCAAGUCCGGGUUAGCAUGGGGAAAGAGCCACGCCACUUCAUGGCCAUCUUCAAAGGGAAGCUGGUUAUCUAUGAGGGCGGGACUUCCAGGAAGGGAAAUGUGGAGCCUGACCCUCCAGUAAGACUCUUCCAGAUCCACGGGAACGACAAAUCCAAUACCAAAGCAGUGGAAGUCUCGGCCUCCGCUUCCUCCCUCAACUCUAAUGAUGUCUUUCUGCUUUGGACUCAGGCGGAGCACUACCUGUGGUAUGGCAAGGGGUCAAGUGGGGACGAACGGGCGAUGGCUAAGGAGCUGGCAGAGCUUCUCUGUGAUGGUGACGCAGACACUGUAGCUGAGGGCCAGGAGCCACCUGAGUUCUGGGACCUUCUGGGAGGAAAAGCCCCCUACGCUAACGACAAAAGGCUGCAGCAGGAAACCCUGGACAUCCAGGUCCGGCUUUUUGAAUGUUCUAAUAAGACCGGCCGGUUCCUUGUUACUGAGGUCACGGACUUCACCCAGGAUGACCUGAGCCCAGGUGAUGUGAUGCUCCUGGACACCUGGGACCAGGUGUUCCUGUGGAUAGGAGCGGAGGCCAAUGCCACAGAGAAGGAGGGGGCCCUCUCGACUGCUCAGGAGUACCUGGUAACACACCCCAGUGGCCGAGACCCCGACACACCGAUCCUGAUCAUCAAACAGGGCUUUGAGCCCCCCACUUUCACAGGCUGGUUCCUGGCAUGGGACCCUCACAUUUGGAGUGAAGGAAAAUCAUAUGAGCAGUUAAAGAACGAGCUGGGAGAUGCCACUGCUAUCGUGCGAAUCACCACGGACAUGAAGAACGCAACCCUCUCCCUGAAUUCUAGUGAAAGUGGGCCAAAGUACUACCCUGUGGAGGUUCUGCUGAAAAGUCAGGACCAGGAGCUGCCUGAGGAUGUGGACCCCACCAAAAAGGAGAAUUACCUCUCGGAACGAGAUUUUGUCUCUGUGUUUGGCAUCACCAGAGGGCAGUUUGUCUCUCUGCCUGGCUGGAAACAGCUCCAGCUGAAGAAAGAAGCAGGCCUUUUCUAGAACAAGGCGUGACCACAGGAGAGGGCUAAUGCAGUGCCAACAUCAGCAAAGGUUCAUCUACGACUGAGCCCGACACACGCUGCCCUAGAUACGACAGAUCUCAGGGUCGUGUAUUCUGUCUUUUGCAUUCAUCCUUGCAUUUCUAGGUUGCUAUACACUAGAUGCCAACUAUUUGCCUUUUAGCUUUGGUGGUCCUUUAGCGAAAGCCUCAGCAGAGAGAGUGAAGGCAUAAAGGUAGAGAGAACUAGAAACUAAGCUCAAAAUAUUUAAUGCAUCAGGACCCACAUUUGCUUUGAACUAUACCCUGCAAUCCCCAAAGUGGUGGAGUCAGCACACGCUUCCUGCAGGCCGGACUCCAAAUGCCCAGGUCUACCAUGUGCCACACCAUGUUCAUGUGCCACACCAUGUUCAGCCUUUCAAAUAAAGAGGCCAUGUGCCAUGUU
This is a messenger RNA of Rattus norvegicus (Norway rat), 3218 nucleotides long. The record is from RefSeq and is a predicted model, not a curated record. Lineage: Eukaryota; Metazoa; Chordata; Mammalia; Rodentia; Muridae.